GAGAAAUUGUUAUCCAAUCAUUCGAUAGUUAGACGUAGAAGCAUCGUGAGGAAAUAACGAUCGACAACCGGCGCAAUUUGUCGAAGGGCAAUCGAUCGAAUUAAAAUAAAUAAAAAUAUCUGAUUGAUGAAAUUCAUGUUUAAUUUGAUUGACAAAUAAAAUCUUGCCUCUCUAUAAAAAUGUAUACGUGUAACGAAUAGAGUUAGUACGCGCGUUCGACGUUUGAAAAUGGAAAUAAAAUAUAUAACGCAUAGUUUGCUUUGUUAUUCCGCGGAAAAAUAAAUAAAUUUGCUGGAAAAAUGUUGAAGAAUUUCAAGUUGUCCUUAACGUGGUAAAAGGGAGUAAAUUGCAGUGACUGAGGUUGAAUAUUCAAGAAUGGAAAAGACGUGGAUUUAUUCUUUUACAGAUGGCUGUGAAUCUGAAUGCAACGAUCCCCAACAAGGAGGACAAUAAUUACGUUCCAUACGAUCAGCGCCCGGAAACGUACAUAGUACCUGUGAUAUUCUUAUUAAUCUUGGUGGUGGGUGUAAUUGGAAACGGAAUCAUGGUGUUUACUUUGUUGAGCGACGCCAGCAUGAGAAAUGUGCCCAACAUUUACGUGCUUUCGUUGGCUUUGGGCGAUCUUUUGGUGAUCAUAACGAGUGUACCGUUCACGUCUCUUCUAUACACAAUCGAGUCAUGGCCGUGGGGCCUGGCAGUUUGCAAAUUAUCGGAGUGCGCCAAGGAUAUUUCGAUCGGUGUCUCAGUUUUCACUCUGACCGCGUUAUCAGCCGAGAGGUACUGUGCGAUCGUAAAUCCCAUUCGUCGCCAUGUAGCCGGAUUGAGUGCAAAACCAUUAACGAUACUAAUAGCCUGCCUUAUUUGGGUGCUGGCGAUUGUUCUGGCGAUGCCAGGUGCUGUUUUCUCUCAUGUGCUGAUCGUAGAUAUAAAGACUAACUACAGCAUCCAGAUCUGUAGCCCUUUCCCCGUGGAAUUCGGGAAGAGCUAUAAGAAAGGGAUGGUGUUAUUCAAGUUCCUGGCCUACUACGCGAUACCGUUUCUCGUUAUAACAGGAUUCUAUCUGGGAAUGGCACGACACCUCGAACUAUCCACCAGGAACAUGCCCGGCGAAUUAUCCACCGGAUGUCAUCGGCUGGAGCAAAUUCGAGCACGCAAAAAGGUUGGAAAGAUGGUGAUCGCCUUUGUAGUUAUCUUCUUCAUCUGUUUCCUACCGUACCACACGUUUAUGAUGUGGUUCCACUUUUGUCCAUCAUCCGAGCAAGACUACGAUGACUAUUGGCAUGCCUUCAGGAUCGUUGGUUUCUGUCUGAGCUUCAUCAACAGCUGUGUCAAUCCCAUCGCUCUAUAUUUUGUCAGCGGAACAUUUCGCAAGAGAUUCAACAGAUAUCUUUGUUGUUGCCUGAGGAGAAGGAGGUUAAGCGUCUGUCGAACAGAAACGAACAGUUCAGACAGGAAUGGCAAUCGAAGAGCGAAAUUUUCACAAAGGAAACGAAUAGUUGGACGAGACAACUUCAACGAAACCAGCUUCGGCUCGAUAUUCCGUAGAAACACUCAGGAACUGAACUCGACCGCUCUUUACGAGUUAACAAGUGACGGAACCACGAGACCGACUUGAAACUCUAGAUCGUAAUGCAUUUUUCAAAACGAUCUCGAGAUGUCAGCACGAUGAAGACUAACGUUAAACGUUGUUAAAAAUCGAGGACCAUUCGCAAGUAAGGUAGAUCUACGUUGAAUGUUUCAAUUAUGAUUAAUGAUCGAUUAUGAUUGAAUUACGAGAGACAAUGAAUACAUGAGUCGAAUUCUUCGUUGUAACUAUAAAUAUACGUAAAUCUGCACGUGCAAUCGCGAUAAUUUUUUAUUUGAUCGACGAAGUGCAGCUUCAGCUUUUAGCUUAAGGAUUUUCAACGUCAUUAAUUGACUUCGACGUAAAAUAAUAGUGUAAUAUAAUUGAUUACCGCAUUUCGGUAUCAGGAGGGACCGGCUCU
Molecule: messenger RNA, 1985 nt
Organism: Bombus impatiens (common eastern bumble bee)
Lineage: Eukaryota; Metazoa; Arthropoda; Insecta; Hymenoptera; Apidae
Product: neuropeptide CCHamide-2 receptor-like
Exons: 6
Coding region: 407-1615 (402 amino acids)
Biological process (GO): G protein-coupled receptor signaling pathway
Cellular component (GO): membrane
Molecular function (GO): G protein-coupled peptide receptor activity
Source: RefSeq, a predicted model, not a curated record